GGCACUGUAUUGAUGACCAAGCCUCUCGCAUGCAAGGCUCGAACGACUGUUCCGUCCCGAUCCGCGCAACUUUGUGACAUGCAUGAUGCUCGAUGUAUCUUGUAUCUUCUGCAGAACAUGUGAGCGAGAAUGCUCGCUUGAAUUACGGACGAAGCUCCUACUGUACACCUUUGACUGCCAGACGUUGGUGCUCCGCAAUACGUCUGCUCGUGGUUUGGAUUGCUCUAUUGACGGAAUGUCUAUCCGCCCCAAUCCAGCUCUUGGCGCAAAAGCCUCUCUCCAAGCAGACCCAGACCAUAAGAAUACCUCAGUGUAAUAACGCCAGCAGAUGGGAGAUACCUCCGCCAGUAAUAUACUGUAGGCCGCGAAGAGUUCACCAGCCACUUGAAAUGGCAAUCCUGCAGUAUUAUCCUUGCAACACACCCAGCCCGGCGGAGGUCCUGCCGCCAUGGGCUGUGGAUUGAACCAAUGCUUUGUCCCUCCGCACACAGAUCGAAGACUUGAGAAUUGAGACCGAGGUGGAUUGUAUUGAUUGGCAAACCAUAAGACGUGGCCGCAAGCAAAGACAUAUUGCUCGUCCCCAUGGGACAGGCUCGUGAGCCGAGAUGGUUCGACAUAUGGAGAAAGGGUCGUCUGUUCGAACCAGAUAUUAUAAAAUCUACAGCUGC
Molecule: messenger RNA, 668 nt
Organism: Aureobasidium pullulans EXF-150
Lineage: Eukaryota; Fungi; Ascomycota; Dothideomycetes; Dothideales; Saccotheciaceae
Exons: 2
Coding region: 93-464 (123 amino acids)
Source: RefSeq, a predicted model, not a curated record